Messenger RNA from Penicillium expansum, 2691 nucleotides. RefSeq lists its product as uncharacterized. The record is from RefSeq and is a predicted model, not a curated record. Lineage: Eukaryota; Fungi; Ascomycota; Eurotiomycetes; Eurotiales; Aspergillaceae. Bases 1 to 2691 code for a protein of 896 amino acids. The transcript has 2 exons.
AUGGAGGCCAUCUCCACCGAUCCGCCCCGCAGGGCCCGGCGAUCAUCCAUCUCGGACCAUAUCCACCGCGUUUUUAGCAAAUCCAUGGAUAAACGACACAGUCAAAAUGGCCAAUUUGUUCCCCCUGUUCCCUUCCUCGCCCGCGAAGCUCUCGCACAUGAAACGGCAACGGACAAUACUUCCCAUGCGAGGCACUCUUUGUACGAUGAGACCGGGCCUAGCUCGGUCUCUUACUCCUCCAACUCACGUUUGCCCUCCACCGGUACACCUGGAUCAAGUCUAUCAGUCGCAAACGGGGCCUCUAUGGAGGAUGAUACUCCGACCCAACAAAUGACGCCCUUGCCUAGCCGUCCCAACGGAGAUAUAGACAAUAUCUGCAAAUCACCCACCUGGGACAAACCCAAAAAGAAAGAAAAGCGGGUCACAAAGCGCCUGGAAGCUGAGAGAAAGGAACUCGAGAAACGGUUGCUAGCGCUUGAGGAUGCCCAAUCUAAGGUCGACCUCGGAGUCUAUGAAAGAUCCUCUCGCCGUCUGACCAAGAAACAACCUGUGAGCAGGUCAAGUAGAAGCUCCAGUACAAAUGCAGAGCGUCCCAGAUCGUCAAGUGGCCUGUCCUCGAUAUUCCGGCGAUCGCGCCGGAAUUCUAAUUCGAGUGACCAAGACUCUCCGUCUGCCGAGUUUAGCCAGCUCAGGACAGACACGAACCCACCGUCUCUGCCUUUGACUCUACCGGAGCGGUUUGGAACGGCCAUCACCCGAGAGCUACAGUCCAAGCAUGGCACCGCAUUGAACCUUUCCGCUUCGCACAAAAUAUCCAACCCAACCCAGCACAACCGUUUGCACGCCUCGGCAAAGUCUGAUGAUCUUCGUGAGAACUGGAAGAUGGCUGAAGCCUGGAAGACAAAGGAUGGACGCGAGGCCCAUCGGUCAGUGUCGGAGCAGAUUCCUAAAGGUACUCAGUCCAUGGUUGGAAAAGGUGCUCGAAAUGGCGAGACACUAGGACCCUCGGACGAUCUAGAUAGGGAGUCGUUUUCCGCAGCUCUGAAGCAUGACAGAAAGAGUGUGCCUGCGGCGGAUAAUCCCCUUGAUCGUGUGACUCGCCAUGACCGUUCUGUCAGGGCUAGUAGCAUGCCAAUGUCGCAAAGCAUGAGCCAGCCUAACUUCUAUUCAUCUGGUCAUCCUGAUUCGCCUACUCAAGUUACCACGGCUCGUCAGUUGCAGGAGUUAACACCUCCAGAAACUCCAGACAAUCCAACCAGUCCAUCCAAUGCCAGGCCGUAUCCACCACCACUCAAUCCAGCACUAAUACUUGCUAGGAAGAGCCGAGUGGAUCCCUUCCCGCGAGCAUACAAGUCGUCUCCCCUCGCACUAAAUCCUGCAAAUACGGAUGAAUCGUCCCAGAAUGAUACCAUGAUUCCAAGACCACUGACAGCACAAAAUCUUGACCAUGCGAACCCAUCCCAACCACCACAAUCCCCCGCUCAACCUCAUUCUGAGGAUCGGGGAAGAAGCCGAUUGCCUAUCGCUUCAUCCCAUACCCCCAAACGAACUUCAAGUCGUUUCAAGGAAAACUUCCAAGAGACUCCGCAGUCGAUUGAAUUACCACCGAUCCCAGUCAAGAGCAACAGACGGAGUCUCGAGAUUCGGAGAAUGCCAACCACAUCAGCCGAUCCGCUCAAAGACAUCCCGGCGUCUCCUUUCCAGGUAGCCGUCAGGUCUCCAUUCCAUACCGGAAGUGUUUCGCCCAGCGAGAGGAACAAUCGAACAUCUAAAGACCUGUCGGACGACAAUUACAUUGUUCCUGCAAGAUCUCCCCGUCGAGCUUCUCGGACUUCCACCGAACUCCCUGGAAAUGUCCUUGUUGUUGUAGGACCUGGAGGGUUCAUACCCGGACAUAGCCGCACUCCCUCACACACCUCCUCCCAUGACGGUCAUUCAAAUUAUGACACCGCUGACGAAGAUGCACCUGAAUCUCCUGGAUUCAGUCGUCAAUCGUUGACUCGCGUGGAUACAACUCCCUCAAUCUCUGCCGUUGAAGCGCCAGCCGUACAGGAAGCCCCCGUUAGCCCACUCAUUCAACCUAGCAGCCAGGCUGGUACUCAGCCUAGCAUCCAACCCAGCACCCAGCCCGUCUUAGAGCCUAUCCAGCAGUCUGGCUCUCAUCCCGAUACUCAUCACGGCAUACAGUACGGUCCUCAAUCUGGUACUCAGCCAGACAUUCAUCCCGUCAUGCAGCCCAGUACCCAACUGGGUAUCCAACCCAGCAGCCCCCAAAGCCGACCAGGUCCCAUGAGCAUCCUCAAGAGAAGAUCCCAAAAAGCGAAAGCAGCCCACAGCCCACAAACAAUCGCCAAAAUCUUCGUAAUUUGUUGCCGCUGCAAGUACUGGCACGACCUUCCCUCCGAAGUCUAUGCGCGUCUCGCCUGCCCCGAGCGUCUAGGCUCAGAUUCCAAACUGGGCGGGUCCCGCUCCAAGAAGCAACCUGACAGUGGUGCCCGCAAGCUAACAGGCUCACGAUCGCUGCCAUUCGGCCAAUUCCCAGCUCCCCAUUCUACCCAGGGCAUGCCCGAUCUGCGACCUGCACCUCUUCUACCUCGCAAGGUGACCUGCUGCUGGUGUGGACACAACAUGAGCCGAUCUUGCUGUGAGGGUUGGACCACUGUUGUUGAGAUGCGUGAGCGCCAUCAUUGA